AUGAUUAAUAGUAAAUUAAAUAAAGAACAAAGUAGAGAUAUUGAAGAAUUAAUUAAAUCUGGUAAAUUAAAAAAAACCAAAAUUGAUGCUGAUAUCGAAGAGUUUUUACAAGAUGUUGUAAAUAAUCGUAUCAAUAAAAUUAGAGAAACUUUAGAAGACAAAGAAAAAUGUGAUAAACUUUUAAAUUCACAUGAUGCUGCCAAAAGAACUGCUGUACUUUAUACCGCUUAUCAUAAUUAUGAAUCAUUAUUUGAUUUAUUAGUUUCAUAUAAUGCUAAUAUUAAUAUUGUUGAUUUUGAAGGAUAUUCACCAUUAAUGAAAGCAAUUAAAGUUGGUAAUGUUGUUAUGGCAAUGAAAUUAAUUAAUUUAGGAUGUGAAAUUAAUACAGUUAGUAAGGAAGGAUAUACACCACUUCAAUUGGCAGUAUUAAGUAAUGAAAAAAAGAUCAUUAAAUUAUUACUUGAAAAGAAACCAAAGAUUUCUGUUGAAAAAUCUGAAUCUGGAAGUGUAUUACAUGCUGCUUGUGGUUUAAGAGAUUUAGAAAUCAUUAAUGAAUUAGUUAAAUGUGAACCAUUACUUUUAAAUACAAGAGAUAUUAAUAAUAUGACACCAUUACAUAUUGCAAUUGCAUAUGGUAAUAGAUCAUUAGCAUUAGAAUUAAUUAAAUUAGGAUCAGAUGUAAAUGUUACAGCAAAUGAUGGCACAACACCAUUACAUAUUGCAACUGACGCAGAAGAUAUUGAAAUUUGUAAGAGUUUAAUUGAAAAAGGUGCAAUUUUAAAGAUGGAUAGUGAUGGUUUAACACCAUUACUUAUGGCAAAACAAAAAAAGAAUAAACAAUUGGAAGAUUUAAUGUCAAAUUUAACAUUGGAUGCAGAAUCAUUUAAAAAAGCAAAAGAAUCUGCACAAAAGAGUAAAGGUGGUAAAUCUGGUGGAGCCGAUGAAAGAGCAUCACCAGAAGCAUUGAAAAACAAUGGUAAUAAAGCAUUCUAUAAACAUGAUUAUGAAAUUGCACUUCAUUGGUAUCAAUUAGCAAUCGAUGUCGAAGAUGUCUUAAAUGAAAAUGUACCAAAAGAUCAAUUAAUCGCUCAUACUCUCUAUAGUAAUAAAUCAGCAUGUCAAUUCAAUCUUAAAAACUAUGAAGAAGCACUCAAAGAUGCUGAGAAAUCAAUUGAAUUCGCACCAAAAUGGCCAAAAGGUUAUCUUAGAAAAGCUCAAGCUUUAGAAGCAUUAAAUAGAAAAGAUGAAGCAAAAGAAGUUAAUGAUAAAUAUGAACAAUUAUUAAAUGAAGAAAAUAAAUCAUCACAAUCAUCAUCAAAAAAUAAAAAAAAAUAA
Messenger RNA from Dictyostelium discoideum AX4, 1335 nucleotides. RefSeq lists its product as hypothetical. Bases 1 to 1335 code for a protein of 444 amino acids. The transcript has 3 exons. The record is from RefSeq and is a predicted model, not a curated record. NCBI's taxonomy places the organism in Eukaryota, Evosea, Eumycetozoa, Dictyosteliales, Dictyosteliaceae.